AUGAAGAUCACUUCCGUGACUGGCAUUAGAAGACACCAGGCAUCUUAUGAACAGCCUCCGAAUCCACCUUCUAAUUUUGGAGCAAAACAGAACCGGCCUCUCUCCAUAGGAACUGAAGACGUCCCUGAACCUGUCACCAUUUUGGUACAUGAGAAUCGGUCUCUGACCCCGGGGGGUUUCACCAUCCUAAUGCCAACAGUGCCUGUUGGAAAUGUUGGCCAGCUUGUAAUAGAUUGGAUUAUUUCUAUGCUGCAUAUGUGUAAGAUUGGUUACUUCUACACCACUUCUCUUGGGCAGAUGGUUGGAAACUGUCCAUAUGCAACUGCAGAAGUAAAUUCAAUAGAACUCAGUACAGAUGCUGAAGUAUAUUCAUUGCCUUCAAAAAAGCUGGUGGCUCUUCAGUUAAGAUCCAUUUUUAUUAAGUACAAAUCAAAGCCAUUCUGUGAAAAGCUGCUUUCCUGGGUGAAAAGUAGUAACUGUGCCAAAGUUAUUGUUCUUUCAAGCAGUCAUUCAUAUCACUGUAAUGAUCUACAUUUCACAUUGGCAAGACUCCCUUCUGAUACCUGCUUACAUCUUUGGUGCAAAAAAACUGUUCAAAAUAAAAUAGAGACCCUUAACUGGGAAGAAAUGGAAAAAAGCCCAUGCAUUCCUGAAAUAGAUGAUUUUGAGUUUUGUAUCUAUAUUCCUGGAGGAAGUAUCACAAAAAUACUCUAUACUGAAGGUUGUUUUAAAGAAAUCCCAGAUGCGGUUCUGUUGAAAUUUGUUUCAGAAGAAGACAAUAUCCUAGAUGCAUUAAUUCUUCAGUAUCUUAGUGAAUGGCUUCACAUAAACCACGUUUACAGUGAUGACCCUAUAGCGUCUAUCUUGUGGUGGAUGCCAAGUUCAUGGAGAUUUCUCUUUGGAAGUGGUCUUCACCCUAGCUUUUCUGAUCUGUUUUCAGUUGUAUACCUAAUGUCCCAAGACACUUAA
Molecule: messenger RNA, 969 nt
Organism: Lynx canadensis (Canada lynx)
Lineage: Eukaryota; Metazoa; Chordata; Mammalia; Carnivora; Felidae
Product: proteasome assembly chaperone 2-like
Biological process (GO): proteasome assembly
Cellular component (GO): nucleus; cytosol
Source: RefSeq, a predicted model, not a curated record